CUGUCCUUAUAUCAGACUUGGUAAGCAUGCCUGCCGAGGAUUAUUUCCAGCAGCAGAACGAGAUGUGUAAGAAGCAUCAGAACCUAAAGUUGGCUCUCUUCUGCCGGAUUUGUUCGACUGCCGUCUGUUCAUUGUGUGCUCUUGUUUCCCACAGAGUUCACGAUAUACUACACCUCGAAGACGUCUAUCAAGCAAAGAAAGAUCAAAUCACAGCAGCUUUAGCUGAUUUAAAAACGUCGGAAGAGAAGUCAGAAGUGUACACACGCAGGCUUGCUAAACAGAAUAAAACUCUGGGUUACAUGAAGAAACGCCUUUUGCAAGAUAUUGAUUCUUCGUACGAAAACUGUAUCGCAAUGCUUUCCGAUACAAAAAAACAACUGAAAGAAGAUGUCAUUUCAAAUGUAGCGGAACAACAGGCUGACAGAAAUGAGCAAAUGGAGAUGGUCGUUCAAUGUAAUGACAGUAAAACCCAACAUUCUCUUUACUGUCAACAGGCUUUGUCGUACGUACAAGCUGUUCACUUUAUAGAAAUGUCUGAGGAUCUUGAGAAGGAAACCAGGAGGCUGGUAGAAAUACCUCAACUGCUGGAUAUGAAGAUAGAAGAGGUGAAAGUAGACCUAGGUACCUUUGAUCAAGUUUGCAAAAUCACAGAUAAAACUAAUGAUGGAAUUGUAUUUUACAGUAAAGACAAGGAUGAGGAUGUGAUGAAAAAAUCCUCUUCAGUGUUGAUGGUCAGGCUGGAUAUUACAGGACACUUCUUUUGCCGACCGUUGAGUUUGACGAGGACAGGUUAAAUUGUGAUAGAUGCAGCAUCACUGAUGACGGGCAACUGGUCAACGAAUUCUUAUUAUCUACACUUAGUAAAAAUGCACCCUCGCCUACAUCUAGUGUUGGAAAUCUAGUGCCAUCUACAUCUGGUGUUGAAGCUAUACCUUCAAAUGCAUCUAGCCUUGAAAGUCUAGUGUCAUCUACAUCUAGCGACGAAACCCCACCCAGACUAACGCGACUGUAUGGGACUACAUCUAAAACCUGUAUCUCCGGUCCUGGCUGUAGGUACUGGCAACUGGACAUCAACAACAAGGUUCUCGAAUCGGCAGAAAUUGGAUACGUUGCCGCACAAGCUGGUAUUUGUUUUGAAGACGAAUGCGACGAUGAGAUUCAGAUUACAGAUCAGAAAAAUUCUUGGUGCGUCAGCGUGAACAGUUGCGAGUUCCACAACAGGCAGUGUUUUAAGAUACACACCCGUUCUACUUGUGUGUACGACAGACCUGUGGCUAAUUUCGAACCUAACGCAGUACUGAAUCUGUCGGUAGGGUUUCUGUUGGACAGUGACAAAAAUACUCUACACAUCAUUGACGUCAACACCAACAAUUGCAAGCUUCUGCACUCCAUCACAGGUGUUGGUACAUCUAGAGCACUGAUACCGGUGUUUGGGGUGUACAACGACACCGAUUUUGAAGUCAAAUUGAAGUUAGUAUCGGAUAUAUAUGUGUCGAUGGAGAGUAAGCUACUGCAACAGCUAUCCUUGUUGAUGCAGCCAUAAAUGUUGACCCAUACCACGUCUAGUACGGAUAAUCAGGUCCGGGUACAUAGAGAGAGAGAGAGAGAGAGAGAGAGAGAGAGAGAGAGAGAGAGAGAGAGAGAGAGAGAGAGAGAGAGAGAGAGAGAGAGAGAGAGAGAGAGAGAGAGAGAGAGAGAGAGACUGAGAGAGAGAGAAGAGAUGGAGGGAGUGGGGAAAGGGGAAAAGGGCAUGAAUCAACGAUAGUUUCAGUCUUUCUCAUAAGCUUGCAUUCUAAUUACAUUUUAAGCAUAAAUCACAAAGUGAAUGUCAUCGAUGCUGGUUAUGCGUAAAAUCAAUGGCUGCUGCUGUUGAUGAUGUAUUGCAGAGCAAGAUAAGAAUCAUAAUGUUCAGAGACAGAAACUUUAUUCAAUUUCAAUUUAGAGAGAGAGACAGAGAGAGAGACUGAGACAGAGAGAGAGAGAGAGAGAGAGAGAGAGAGAGAGAGAGAGAGAGAGAGACUGAGAGGGGGAGGGAGGGGUGAGAGAGAGAGAGAGACAGAGAAACCCAGAGACACACAUUUGUAACAUUCAUUUUGUUGUGUUUUAAAACAUUUCGUACAGUUCCGCACCUAGGCAGUGAACAUUAAAUUGUUAAUAAUUAAACCUCUUAAUAAUGUAAUAAUGUUAAUGUCACUCGUAAAUAAAAAUAAACAGGUGUAUUGGCGGAAAUAGGCUCAUCUUUGUAAGACUGCCGAUUUUAUUUACAUUACUAUUCGAUAAAUUGAAGUUGGGCUAUUAUAAAUUAAAUGCUAGAUUUUGAUUUAAUUAUUGUUUUCAGAAUGGGUGGGGGGGGGGGUGUCAAUUUUUUUUUUUUUAAAUAUCUUUUCAGGACAUUGAAAAUAUCGCACAUUUAGCGAACCCCACCCCCCUAAAAAAAAAAACCACAAUAAAAAAACCACACACAAAAAAACUAUUACCAAUAAAACAAAUAAAUAAAAUAUUUUUAAAAUGGUGGCGGGACUUUAUCUUGUUGAAAAUCCAGGCUUUAUUUUAUAUUGACCCAAUCUUAAUUUUUUAUGACGUUAUUAUAACAUUAAUGAAUACUAUAUAUUUCGAGUGAAUGUACGACAAAUAUAACACCCUUCUAGUGAAAAAAUAUACCAUUAUUCAGAGGUGGAUCUAAGGGGGGGACCAGGGGCCCGCGCCCCCCCCCUUAAAUUUUGCGAGUUAUAAUUUUAUUAUAUAUUAAUUUUCAUCCCCUCCAAACCUCCCCCAAAGUUCCAUUAGCAUUCCGCCUCAUAUCAUCCCCCCCACCCCCACCCGCCAAAUGGAUUUUCUGGAUCCGCCACUGAUAAUAUACACGAGGAAUCACCUGUUAACAUUUCUAACAGGGUAGUGUGAAGCUUGAAUGUGUGUGUGUGUCGGUGGGUGCGUAGAUACGUGUCUAGGAAUAUGUUAAGUAAGAGGCACAUACUAUAAUCAGAGAGAGGGGGGGGGGGGGCACAAGUACAUUUUCUGGUUUAUGUAUAAUUACCAACAUUUGUUUUGAAGUAAUAUACAAGAUCGUCUGUAAUAAAAGAUUAAAAUUGGCCGUGACUGCCUGAAUUUAAGUCAUGAAUAAAAAUGAUUCAUUGUUUGAGAAAAGCUGUACAUACACCCACCCACUUCCCUUUUACGUUUUGUAAUGCAUCUUUUGAUCACUGUUACGAUUCCAUAACGGCUUAAAAUGUCUGACCGGCCUCGGUGGUGUCGUGGUUAAGCCAUCGGACUACAGGCUGGUAGGUAAAGGGUUCGCAGCCCGGUACCGACUCCAACCAAGAGCGAGUUCUUAAGGGUUCAAUGGGUAGGUGU
Messenger RNA from Gigantopelta aegis, 3351 nucleotides. RefSeq names its product tripartite motif-containing protein 54-like. Bases 27 to 794 code for a protein of 255 amino acids. Lineage: Eukaryota; Metazoa; Mollusca; Gastropoda; Neomphalida; Peltospiridae. Gene Ontology annotation, molecular function: ubiquitin-protein transferase activity; zinc ion binding. The transcript is spliced from 3 exons. Gene Ontology annotation, cellular component: nucleoplasm; chromatin. The record is from RefSeq and is a predicted model, not a curated record. Gene Ontology annotation, biological process: positive regulation of DNA-templated transcription.